Molecule: messenger RNA, 1580 nt
Organism: Dermatophagoides pteronyssinus (European house dust mite)
Lineage: Eukaryota; Metazoa; Arthropoda; Arachnida; Sarcoptiformes; Pyroglyphidae
Product: N-acyl-phosphatidylethanolamine-hydrolyzing phospholipase D-like
Biological process (GO): N-acylethanolamine metabolic process; N-acylphosphatidylethanolamine metabolic process
Cellular component (GO): cytoplasm; membrane-bounded organelle
Molecular function (GO): N-acylphosphatidylethanolamine-specific phospholipase D activity
Source: RefSeq, a predicted model, not a curated record
ACAACAACAACGAAAAAAAUGAUACAAAAAUUUAAAUUCUUAUCCAAACGUUUGAAUUCGUUUGAACAAAAUGAUGAUGAUGAUGAUAAUACUGAUCAUCAUCAUAAUCAUCAUAAUCAUCAUCAUCAUCAUACAUCGGAUAAUAAUAAAUUAAUUAGCCGUAAUGCUGUUAUAUGUUCAUCCGGUAAAGAUAAAUAUCGUCAUGAUAGUGAACGUGCUAAUCUACCCGUACGACCAGUUAAUUCUGAAUUGGAAUUUAUUCCUGAAAAUAGCGAUAAUAAUCAUCAUCAUUAUCAUCAUCAACAUCAUUAUCAAAAGUUGAAUUCAAAUCAUUCAACACAAUCCAGGCAAUCAUCUUUAUAUCGUAUGAAUAAUUUGGCAGCCACCACUUCAUCCAGUCAAUUAUCAUUAUGUUCAACAACAAAUCAUCAUCAAUUAACAAGACAAAAUUCAGCAACAAGUCAAAUGGUCAAAAGAAAUACUGUUGUAAAUUGUUUAGAUAUGGAACAAUCAUUAAUGAUUGGUGGAAAAUAUCAAAAUCCAUGGCCAAAUUAUAGAUUACCAACAUUUACAAAUAUUUUGAAACUUGGUUUAUCACGUGACAAAAGUAAUGUUGCAUCGAAAAAAGAAUUAAAUCAACAUUUACCGAUAUUAGAGCCAAACAUUUCGACCAAGCCACCGGAAAAUUCAUUUCGAAUAACAUGGUUAGGUCAUGCUUCGGUUUUGGCCGAAUUCGAUAACAUUACAGUAUUGACUGAUCCAAUGUUUAGUGAAAGAGCAUCACCAAGUCAAGUGAUUGGUCCAAAACGUUUUCGUGAUCCACCUUGUACGGUUCAUGAUCUUCCAUCAAAUUUGGAUGCUGUUAUCAUAUCACAUUCACAUUAUGAUCAUCUUGAUUUAAAUACUGUUGUAUUAUUGAAUGCAAGAUAUGGUUCUGAUCUUCGUUGGUUCAUUCCUAUUGGUUUAGGUGAUUGGUUUGGUCGUGUUGGUUGUGAAAAUGUUGUCGAAUUAGAUUGGUGGGAAGAGAAUUGUGUACCGGAUAAAAGUGAUGUUUCAUUCGUAUUUACACCUGCACAACAUUGGAGUAAACGUACAUUAACCGAUGAUAAUAAAUCAUUAUGGGGUAGUUGGGUAGUAAAAGGUCCUCGUUUUAGAUUUUUUUUCACUGGUGAUACCGGUUUUUGUGAUGUAUUCAAACAAAUUGGUUCAAUAUAUGGCCCAUUUGAUGUAUCGGCCAUUCCAAUCGGUUCAUAUGAACCACGUAGAUAUAUGAAAUAUCAACAUAUUGAUCCAGCCGAAGCUAUUCAAUUGCAUAAAGAUUUACGAAGUAAAUUUUCUGUUGCUAUUCAUUGGGGUACAUUUGCUUUUUCCGAUGAACCAUUUUUAGAACCACGUAAUCGAUUACGAAUCGAAGCCGAAAAGGCUAGAAUAAAUUUGAAAAAAUUUGCCACAUUUAUGCAUGGUGAAACACGUAUCAUCACUGCUAACGGAAAAGUAGAAUCAACUCAUCAAAAUAAAAUUGUUUCAUAAAUCAUUAUCAUCAUGAUAAUUAUCUUUUUUUUUUGUUGAUCUUCUGUGAU